AUGACUGGAAGGACAACCCGCUACUGGGACUGCUGCAAACCCUCCUGCGGCUGGACCAAGAAAGCGACUCUGGCAGCUGGCUCCAACCCGGUAACUUCCUGCGACAAGAACGAUAACCCACUCGACAACUACGAAGCCACAUCGGCAUGUCCGUCGGAUGGACUCUCAUACAUGUGUUCGAACCAAUCGCCCUGGGCCGUGUCCGAAACGCUUGCCUACGGGUUUGCAGCGACAAGUAUUUCCGGCGGCACAGAAGCCAGUUGGUGCUGUGCGUGCUAUGAGCUGACGUUCACGAGCGGGCCGGUCGUAGGCAAGAAAAUGAUUGUGCAGGCGACGAACACGGGGGGUGAUCUAGGAGCGAACCAAUUCGAUCUCGCGAUCCCCGGCGGAGGGUUCGGCAUCUUCAACGCCUGCACAGCGGAAUUUGGCACUCCCUCAACCGGGUGGGGCGCCCAAUACGGUGGCGUCCCCUCACGCUCACAAUGUGACGCUUUUCCCGAGAAACUAAAGGCGGGCUGCUACUGGCGCUUCGACUGGUUCAUGGGCGCUGACAAUCCCGCCGUGACUUUCAAGCAGGUCACUUGUCCGGCGGCUCUGACAGCGAAGACCGGGUGCGUGAGAGCGAACGAUGUGGUUGAUGAGGUGCCAACGGGUGCGUCGAAUGUGGGGAAGCAGAGUACUGUGGUGAAGAGUGGUAGUAGAGCGAGUCCAACGCCGAACUCGAGUCCACCCGGGGGGUCGGUGGUGCAGAAGUAUGGGCAGUGUGGUGGUGCUUCGUAUACCGGGAGUACGAGGUGUGUGGCGGGCACGAGUUGCGCCUUCAGUACUGAGUACUAUUCGCAGUGCCUUUAG
Molecule: messenger RNA, 852 nt
Organism: Drepanopeziza brunnea f. sp. 'multigermtubi' MB_m1
Lineage: Eukaryota; Fungi; Ascomycota; Leotiomycetes; Helotiales; Drepanopezizaceae
Biological process (GO): carbohydrate metabolic process
Cellular component (GO): extracellular region
Molecular function (GO): cellulase activity; cellulose binding
Source: RefSeq, a predicted model, not a curated record